Molecule: messenger RNA, 942 nt
Organism: Gadus chalcogrammus (walleye pollock)
Lineage: Eukaryota; Metazoa; Chordata; Actinopteri; Gadiformes; Gadidae
Product: cytochrome c oxidase subunit 4 isoform 1, mitochondrial-like
Exons: 6
Coding region: 115-621 (168 amino acids)
Biological process (GO): mitochondrial electron transport, cytochrome c to oxygen
Source: RefSeq, a predicted model, not a curated record
AUUAACAUACCAGAUUACAGUCCUACAUCCUCAUGAGCACGUAGGCAGUAUCACACAAUAGAAGAAGGUCAGUUCAAGAUACAUUUAAUCAACGGAAAGACAACAGUAAGGGUCAUGCUGUGUCGCGCCGCCUUAGGAAGGGUGGGGCUUUGGAGAGGUCUGUGUUCCUCCAGCCGACUUCAGGGACAGACUGGCUCAGAGCUGGUCGAUUGCACUGUCACUCCAUACCUCUGCCGCCUGGACACGCCCCUUUCUGAUGUCCCUUACGUAAGGGACCUGACCAAUGAGCAGAGAGCUCUGAAGGAGAAGGAGAAAGGCGAUUGGGGGAAGCUGACCAAGGAGGAGAAAUUGGCUUUGUAUCGACUAGCUCACAAGCAGUCCUACUGUGAGAUGCGUCAGGGUUCAUCAGAGUGGAAGACUGUCCUCGGUGGAGUGUUUUUCAUGCUGGGCUUUUCUGGACUUUUGGUCUGGUGGCAAAGGGUCUAUGUCUUCGGGGAGGUGCCUCACACGCUGUCUCCUGAGUGGAUAGAGAAACAAACCCAGAGGAUGAUCGACAUGCAGGUCAACCCAAUCCAAGGAUUCUCUGUGUACUGGGACUAUGAGAAGAAACAGUGGAAAUAGGGAGCACACACACAUGCUUACACUCUCACUUUGUGCUCUAAACAAUGAAUAUUGAACGACAAACCGUUUGGUAAGCAUUUCUUUAUCAGCAACAGUUAACACGCUUGCACCCCAACAAUGAGACUGCAAAGACACAUGUCUGAAUGCAUUAUUCCUGUUUAAAUCCAAUCUGCUGUUGAGUUGGCGUGUGCUUGGCACGUUGCCAGAAGAAGUGUUGCCCAGCGAGUGCGCAUCAUGUUGAAACCAGCUCAGGAGUUUGUAGGGUGCCUUAAAUAAAUAAACACAUCUACAACAACACUGUCUGUCUGUGGUGGGAGAGCU